This is a messenger RNA of Rhea pennata, 2088 nucleotides long. RefSeq names its product protein-glutamine gamma-glutamyltransferase 6-like. Gene Ontology annotation, cellular component: cytoplasm. The transcript is spliced from 12 exons. Gene Ontology annotation, biological process: peptide cross-linking. The annotation marks the transcript as partial. Lineage: Eukaryota; Metazoa; Chordata; Aves; Rheiformes; Rheidae. The record is from RefSeq and is a predicted model, not a curated record. Gene Ontology annotation, molecular function: protein-glutamine gamma-glutamyltransferase activity.
ACAGAUCUGACACCAACACAUAUUAGCUGGCAACCAUCAGUGAAUGCAGGUGCACAUCAUACUGACAGAUAUGCCAACACAGAGUUGACUGUGAGGCGAGGACAAGCCUUCACUAUUAGCCUGUACUUCAGCAGGCCACAGCAGACUGGGGAGAGCUUAGCAUUUGUCACUGAAAUAGGACCAUCUCCCUCAGAAUCUCAUCGUACAAAGGCUGUAUUUAACCUCUCAGAGGUGGGGGCUAGUGGCUGGAGUGCUGUCCAGGAACCCAGUGAAUCUGGCUAUACCAACUUCACAAUAUCCAGCCCAGCCAAUGCUGUCAUUGGACGAUACAAUCUCAUCCUGCAGGUUACAUCUGGGAACAAGAUCUUCUCCAGAUUCCUGGGGCAGUUUGUGAUGCUUUUUAACCCUUGGUGCCCAGGUGAUGAUGUCUACAUGGCUAAUGAAAAUGAGAGACAGGAAUAUGUUCUGAAUGAAAACGGAAUCAUUUUUGUGGGCAACGCAAAGUACAUUGAAGCAAGAGGAUGGUACUAUGGACAGUUUCAAGAUCCUCUUCUAAACAUCUGUCUCACCAUGCUUGAUCUGAGCCUGUAUUAUCGUCAGGACCCAGCCACUGAUGUAUCCCGAAGAGGAGAUCCUAAGUAUGUGGGCAGAGUAAUCAGUUCAAUGAUCAAUGGAAAUGAUAAUGAUAAUGGAGUUCUCCUGGGAAAGUGGCAAGGAAGUUUCCAUUCUCAUGAGAAUCCAUCCAGAUGGGAUGGAAGUGUGGUAAUCCUUCAGAAAUGGCGUCAGGACAACUACAAGCCUGUUCAGUAUGGCCAGUGCUGGGUUUUUGCUGGUGUGAUGUGCACAGUUCUGAGGUGUUUGGGGAUUCCAACUCGUUUGAUUUCAAAUUUUAACUCUGCUCAUGAUGUGGAUAGAAACCUGAGUAUUGAUAAAUACUAUGACAGCUCUGGCAAGAGUCUUAAUAUCGGCAAGGAUUCCACAUGGGAUUAUCAUGUCUGGAAUGAAAGCUGGUUCAUUCGCCAAGACCUGGGAACAUCAUACAAUGGAUGGCAGGUUUUAGAUGCAACUCCACAAGAACAAAGCAAAGGAUUAUUUCAGUGCGGCCCUGCAUCUGUUAUAGCCAUCAAAGAAGGUGAUGUAGACUUGGAUUAUGACACCUUAUUUGUGUAUACGGAGGUGAACGCUGAUUGCAACAGAUGGAUUGUAUACAAUGAUGGAACUAAGAAAAAAGUUUAUUGUGAUACCGAAAUAAUUGGCAGGUUUAUCAGCACCAAAGCUGUGGGCAGCAAUUCCCGUGUGGAUGUCACUUACAAUUAUAAAUAUCCAGAAGGUUCUUCUGAGGAAAGACGAGUUUAUAAAAAGGCCUGGGCUAAGAUAUUUGGAUCAAACAUCCCAGAAAGACGCAGAGAAUCUCCAAGCGAAAGAUCUUCAGAGACAGUUAGAAACCCUGGGAUCUCUGGGAAAUUCAAGCUGGCUGAACCUCCAGUGUUUGGCAAAGAUAUUACUCUGAUCUUAAUUCUCAAUAACCUAUCUUUCGAUCACAAGACAGUGAGGGUGGAUAUAAGUGCAUCAACUAUCCUGUACACAAGGCGAGCAGUGGCAGAGAUCCUGCAGGCAACUACCUCUGUGGAUCUUGGUUCUAAACAAGGAAGACAUAUCUGGUUAAAGAUCCCUUAUUCUUAUUAUGGGAAGUAUCUGACUACUGACAAAAGGAUUCAAGUUACUGCUUUGUGUGAAGUCAUGAAUGUGCAUGGAGUAAAGCUACUGGUAGAGAAGACAGUCAUUUUAGAGGACGUAAACAUUAUCAUCAAGAUUCCUCAGCGGGUUGUAGUGAACAAAGCUGUUACUCUAGAGAUCUCGUAUGCCAAUCCUCUCCCUGAACCUGUGAACAGCUGUGUACUGCUAGUGACUUUGAUGAAUCAACAGGUCAAGAUACAUCUGGCAGGACUGGCACCGAGAGAGAGAUCAAGAAUUUAUUUUGAAUUUACACCUCGCAGGACUGGGCCCUUACAGCUGCAAGUAGACUUCUCUUGUGACAAAUUUUCACAUGUUAAAGGAUUUGUAACCAUUGCAGUAGCACCUGCAUAA